Messenger RNA from Equus quagga, 1255 nucleotides. Its product is annotated as cardiotrophin-2. The transcript has 2 exons. The annotation marks the transcript as partial. NCBI's taxonomy places the organism in Eukaryota, Metazoa, Chordata, Mammalia, Perissodactyla, Equidae. The record is from RefSeq and is a predicted model, not a curated record.
UUUCUUCUACCAGCUCCUCUCUGCCUACUGACCAUGCUGCUGCCACCCCUCAGUCCUGGGGACCCCAUCUCCCCAGCUGAGCCCAUCAGUCAAGCCUACAGCCUGGCCCUUUACAUGCAGAAGAAUACAUCAACACUGCUGCAGACUUACCUCCAGUACCAAGGCAGCCCCUUUAGUGACCCUGGCUUCUCAGCCCCUGAGCUCCAGCUCAGCAGCCUGCCUCCUGCCGCCGUCUCCUUCAAGACCUGGCAUGCCCUGGAUGAUGCAGAGCGGCUGGGCCGGGCCCAGGGGGCCUUCCAGGCCUUGUCCCAGCACCUCCAGCUAGUGGGGGACGACCAGAGUGACCUGAACCCUGCCAGCCCUAUCCUGCUGGCUCAGCUUGGGGCUGCAAGACUCAGGGCCCAAGGCCUGCUGGGAAACAUGGUUGCCAUCAUGACUGCCCUGGGCCUGCCCAUCCCCCCAGAAGAGGAUACUCUCAGGCUUGUCGCCUUUGGGGCCUCAGCCUUUGAGAGGAAAUGUCGAGGCUAUGUAGUGACCCGGGAAUAUGGCCACUGGACAGACCGAGCUGUGAGGGACUUGGCUCUGCUCAAGGCCAAAUAUCCUGGAUAGAGGAGGUGGGACUUUCUGUCAGAGGCUUCAACACUGCCCCUUUGACAAUGGACUCUUUUCUGCUUCUCGACUAGAAAGGAGACACAUCUCAUCUAGCAGCCAGGGCUCCUGUGCCAUGUAUUUGGGAAUAUUUGCUGGGAAUCAGGCCUCAGGUCCCUAUUGCCUGGGCCUUCCUGCCUAGGUCACAUGGUAUCCCUUCCAGAUCUGGGUGGGAGACUCUGUGGACAUCACUUCAUGGAUUACCACUCCAGUGGUACUCACUGCCAACUUUCUGGGUGGGAAGAAGUGCCUCUUUGAAGAGGCUUCACUUCCCCCGGUACAGGGAGAGGACAGUGGGUCUUCUUCCUGGGCUCUCCCUGAGACCUUCCCCUUGCUGAAAUUUUGGGGAGGUUGAGGGGCUGCCGUCUUGUCUCUGUCUACCUCACUUCCUGAAUGCAGAUAUGGGCUUUCCGAGGAGACAGGCCUCCCUUCUUGGCCAGGAUUCAUUUCCUUCCCUCGUCUACCCCUCUGACUGCGGCCACUGUUCCAACUUCCUAUCUUAAGGAGCAUCACUUCCUGAUCAAGGGAAGUCCUAUUCUUGAAAAACUAAGAACUCACGUCACAUCUGUUUCCUGCUUGGGAUGCAUCUACUUCCUGUUCUGGGCUG